AUGUCUGGGCUUGAAGUUGUCGGGGUCGUUGCCAGCACUUUCCAACUCGCAGAGAUUGGAAUCAAACUCUCGGUCAAGCUUUGUUCUUUUUACCGCCAGAUCAAAGAUGCCGAUCAGUCGGCACAGCGUCUUGCAAGUGACGUCUCACUCACUUGCAGUAUCUUACAUCAGUUAGGAAAGGUCUUGGAACAGGACAGCCAGACAAAACUUUGCUCUCAGCAGGCGUUUCUGACAGCCCAGGAAGUCUUGGAGGAAUGCGAGAGAAUCUUUCAGCAAAUAGACGAAGCAAUUCAGAAGAAAGAUCCGGGUUCUGGUAAAAGCAAAUGGGAACGUCGCACACGAAGGCUUACCAUUGUGAUACUUGGGCCCGAUCUUGAAGUGUUGAAUUCCCACCUCGACAAGUUAAAAUCGACCAUGUUGCUGAUGCUGAAUGUGAUUAUGUAUGCAAGAGAGAUCAACCGGACAUCCGAUCAUGCUUCGCUCCAAUGUCAACGCCAGUUGAUUGAAACGCUUCUCCGUGAGAAAGCCGAAACUGAGGCUAGAUUGAAAGAACUCAUCAAUGUGGCCAAUACCCGGUCAGAUUGCGAUAGAGAGGGUACAUUGUCGUCUUCAACACUGGGCGCGCAACCUGGCAUGGCAGUAUGGCAGCAACCUUCAACCGGAAAUGAAAUUGAUAAGUAUUAUGAUCUUGUCAAAAGUCUGCUCAAUGAAAUCGACGAAUGUCGAACAAGUCUUCAACAAGAUAGACAUUUGAGGAUUAGAGAUGGGGUGGUGAAUGUUCACAAAGUUGAACUUGCCAUAUUUCAACAAUCCCAUGGAGAGGCAGCGGUACAAGCUUUUGACAGUCCCUUCUUCAAUAUUUGCAACCCAGAUAUGGACAGCUCUUUCACAUCAAAGCCGAACUCCAACAUGCCCCCUCAAAAGAUUGAGCCGUCAACAAGACGGUCUACCUUUUCCUUGGAAAGGUGCCAUUCGCUUGAGCGCAGCUCCUUGCCUGUUAUCCGCCGGGUCUCCACCAGUAACUUGAAUCUUGAGACCACUCAUAAAACGUCCAGGAAUCACUACGAAUACCGCGAAUACUCUAACCUUGAGCAUGGAGACCCUACUGGAGAAAUGUUCAUCAACCAGCCCAGCAGGGAACGUGGAAGAAAUUCAGCAUCCGCAGCAGACCGUCAUGAGACUUGUAUCCCCUUGUCUGCGUCUGAUCUUCACCCUGUGAUCAGCUCGGAUGGAACUCCCUCUCCGAGUCCCUUUCAUUCCACUUCUAAUCAAUAUCUGGUCCCACAUUCUUCACAUUCGUCUCAUCGUAGGCACCGCCGAAUGUAUAGCACGGACUAUGCCAGUGAUACCAGUCGUUUGGACCAACGCAAUAGGUUCCACCAUCACUCUCCUCAGCAAUAUCAGCCGUAUGCUUCGAGUGGGCGUCGUCGAGACCCUGCCUAUGAGGUAUUGAAGAAGGGCGAUGAUGUUGACUCCUACAACGCCUACUCCUACACUACACCGCGGGAGCAGUUUGACAGAGACUACCCUGUCAAGCCGCGCCAUUCUACAACGAGGAGCUCGCUUGAUCGGCCUCUCAGCAUGAAUGUGAUGGACGAGCAUCCCCAGGCUCCACCCAGUCCAGACUUCAGGAGAAAUUCGCUGUCCGUUCGUCCUCGCAAAUCGAACAACUCAUCCACCGAGGCCGAGAAAGUAAAGAUGAGCCCGGAGCCGCUGAAGCAACCAAAGGGCCCCUGGACAAAAGAAACAAAGAGGCCUCUUAAUUAUUUGCCCCCACGCGUGUCUAGCAAUUCAAUGCUGGAGACUAAGCAUGAUAUCCAAAACAACCAGCAGAAGCAAGACACCCGAGGAGGACUUUGGGAUGAAGAUAAUCAUUACGGAGAUACUCCCGGGGGCAAAUUUUCAGCUGACGGCGACGUUGAAAAAGACGAUAGAAAUGAGGAUGAAUCGAUGGAGGCUGACACACCAUCCCCAGAACAGAAAGCACUUGAUUUUAGCAAUUCAAAAAAGGAGGCCACCUCCUCUGGCAAAGAAGGUCCCAAGGAGCAUGUUGCGUGGGAUACUUUGGAAGAUCUGGCUACUAUAUCCGACGAUGUGCACUGCCAGUGGACACCGCCAGACCUUAACCACUUGAAUCCCUCUAGUCACAGCAACUCCUCCCACUGCAUCUCUGUCCGCUCCGUGCCAGCUACCAUGACCGUCAUGGUCAAAUCAGCAGCGACAGACUCCGAGACCCACACUUCUACUAAGUAG
Penicillium arizonense is the source of this 2253-nucleotide messenger RNA. RefSeq lists its product as uncharacterized. The transcript is spliced from 5 exons. The record is from RefSeq and is a predicted model, not a curated record. The coding region runs from base 1 to 2253 and encodes 750 amino acids. Lineage: Eukaryota; Fungi; Ascomycota; Eurotiomycetes; Eurotiales; Aspergillaceae. Gene Ontology annotation, biological process: regulation of DNA-templated transcription.